Messenger RNA from Actinia tenebrosa (Australian red waratah sea anemone), 791 nucleotides. RefSeq lists its product as uncharacterized. NCBI's taxonomy places the organism in Eukaryota, Metazoa, Cnidaria, Anthozoa, Actiniaria, Actiniidae. The record is from RefSeq and is a predicted model, not a curated record. Gene Ontology annotation, molecular function: interleukin-17 receptor activity; protein binding.
AAUUGAAGGCGAUUCGUGACAGGAAGCAAUGAACCAAGUCCUUUGAUGACCGAACAAGCAUGGCUCCGAGUAUACAACACUGGUUUUUAUGUGACUGGCUUCGAGAAUUACGCUGGACAUGAUCUUGAGGAAUAAAAUAGUCUUGAUCAAAACAACAUAGUUAUGGAAACCUCUUUAUUGUCCAACCACCUACGUCAAUCAGCUAUGUCCUGUUACACUUAGUAUGCUCCAAGAUUAUAAUCGACUUCAAUCACAUGCAAGCAGCAGUUUAUUGCCGUAAACUGAUUAGCAACAACCACAUCGACCGAGCAAAAAAUAGUCUCGUUGACCGGCAGUCUUAAUUAUACAUGGCAUAUAGCACCUUAGCUUUAAUUUUGCUCAGUCUUUCUAUGAUUGUCGUUCAAGUACAUCACUGCAAGGACUUAUCAACCGUGCCAAACAAGAAAUCUGAUAUUGGCAGACAGCAUAUACUUGAGAAAGGCUAUCUGCAGAAGUAUCCUCCUUGUGGAAGACAUCCAUCAGGAAAUGUAUCAAGGUGCCAAACAUACAUCAAACAUCCAGACUGUCACUCAUUUCCUGGUAAACCUCGUAAUGUAAGAAUAACACAUCUUUUGUUGAAGAACACUAGACCAGUCCUACUGGUUGAAUGGGACAUAUCUUCCACAGGUUUUUCAGAUCUUUGGGGAUUUCAAGUUUGGUUGAUUGAAGUAACAUUUUACUAUCCAAUGAGAUAUUACAGAUGCACCCAGAUCAAUAGCAAGGUUAAUGAUUAUUUAAUAUUAUUUAUUUAA